GUAGCUCCUGAGCAUCUGCUUGUAUAAGAUCUAUCUGCUCAGCUGAGCACUCACUGUAAAUCAAGUGAAGCAGAUCGAUUUUAGCGGCGGUGAAAUUUGUAAUUGUGAUACACUUUUCGAGUUGAUAGAGGAUUGAACAGACCAUUGAUGCACCGUCAAGAAUCGUGGAGUGGCUUAACGCUCUCCAUGUCAUCCUCAUCCAGUCACUCUGAUACGCCCGGACAAUCACCGGCCGACUCGCAUCAUUCUCCACACAGACAAAGAAGAGCUGAGAGAAGGAAAGAUAAGAGUAGAGGGGAAGGAUCAGGAAGAAAGAAAGUUGCGAAAGCUUGUCUUGCUUGUCAAAGAAGUCAUUUGACAUGUGAUGAGCAAAGACCAUGUACCCGAUGUGUGAAGAAAGGUAUAGGGAACGAAUGUGUCGAAGGAGUACGCAAAAAGGCCAAAUAUCUUUUAGAAGGUGAAGAAAGAGCCGCAGCACAAACCAAACAUUCUCCCGUUCAUUCAUCUAUCCCACCACCAGUACUUGAUUCUUCCCCCGUAGGACCUUCUCGAGUCCCGCAUAACGUAUGGUUGAAUCCGUCCUUGAUCGACAACAACACGUUGGAGAAUCGUUUUUGGGCAGAUCUAACGCCUUCUGCUCCACCCCCACCUGCCCCAGCGCCCAAUUUCAAUGGUACUGCAGCAGCCAACGAAUUCGAGAUGCUAGAUUCAAUGUUUACUUCUAUGGAUCCUGUGUUUCCUCCAUUAGAACUUGACAAUAUGCCUUUUAUGGAAACUUCAACACCGACAACUUCACAACCGAUGUUGGUCUCCCCCUGGCCUGUGCAAUCUCCCGAGAAGCAGACGAAGGAUGAGAACUUUGCUGAUAAUCGGUGGUGGAAGGGUCAGCAUGAGAAUGGAAAAAGCGAUAUUGAUACUCCUGGCGCAUUGGAGGGUUUCAAAAGACCUGUGACGAGUAAUGAAGUUUACAAUAAUGUCACCAAGCCUUAUGAUUAUACAGAAGGUUAUCAUAUCCUCAUGGAGUAUUUGGCGAAGAAUUUCGAACAACGAGACGUAUUUCGAGUGGUCAAAGCUUUGGCCAGCUAUAGACCGAGCUUGAUAGCUUUGCAAAUGCCAAUGUCAGAGGAAGAUGAAAUCUUUUUGGAAAAAUCAUUCCAACGGACUUUGAUCGAAUUAGAAAAGCUGAUUUCGUACUCUGCAACACCCACUGCCGUAUGGCGAAGAACUGGUGAAGUGUGUUAUGCCAAUCCUGAAUUCUGCAGAAUGGUGGAGAGGGAUAAUGAAUUGUUUAACGGACGGACUUACAUCUAUACCAUUUUCGCCAAACCGAGUGUGGUCGAGUAUUUCGAAUCAUUUGCCGUUCAUGCGUUCGAAAAUACAACGCAGAAUUUCUUCCAACAGGUUUCGCUCGUAGUGGGAGGAAGACAAGUCGGCUGUACGUGUUGUCUGACAAUACGGCGUGAUGUGUUCGAUCUUCCAUCUGUCGUCAUUGGUCAAUUUCUACCUAUUCCCUCGGACGCUUGA
Messenger RNA from Tremella mesenterica DSM 1558, 1524 nucleotides. RefSeq lists its product as uncharacterized. Gene Ontology annotation, molecular function: zinc ion binding; RNA polymerase II transcription regulatory region sequence-specific DNA binding; DNA-binding transcription factor activity, RNA polymerase II-specific. Gene Ontology annotation, biological process: cellular response to starvation; regulation of DNA-templated transcription. The coding region runs from base 148 to 1524 and encodes 458 amino acids. The transcript has 11 exons. Gene Ontology annotation, cellular component: nucleus. The record is from RefSeq and is a predicted model, not a curated record. Lineage: Eukaryota; Fungi; Basidiomycota; Tremellomycetes; Tremellales; Tremellaceae.